This is a messenger RNA of Lathyrus oleraceus (garden pea), 1261 nucleotides long. Its product is annotated as dehydration-responsive element-binding protein 3. Lineage: Eukaryota; Viridiplantae; Streptophyta; Magnoliopsida; Fabales; Fabaceae. Gene Ontology annotation, molecular function: DNA-binding transcription factor activity; DNA binding. Gene Ontology annotation, biological process: regulation of DNA-templated transcription. The coding region runs from base 291 to 989 and encodes 232 amino acids. The record is from RefSeq and is a predicted model, not a curated record. The transcript has a single exon.
CGUGUGGGUCUUUUUUGAGGGGUCCUUAACAUUCAAAAUAUUUAUUUAUUCAACCCCACGUUUUUCUUUCCUUCCCUAACCCUUCUCUCUCUUUUCCCUCUACUUAAAUCCUCCUUCCCCUCCCUCCUUUUUCCACUCAUCUCAUCUAACACUUUCCCUCCCACACAAAACACUAAUCACACCUCCGGCUCUUUCUUACUAUCAUUACAAACUACACCCCCUCUUACCAAGUGUCCAAAACAACAUUAUACUUUGUUUCUUAAAAUCACCAAAACAAAACAAAUAACACAAUGGUUGAUGAUUCACCUUCUUCACCUUCACAUUCAUCACCACCACAGUCAUUGAGUUGUUCAAGUGAUGAAGAAAAGAGAGGAAAGAAAAGAGAAAGAGAUAAUAACAAAAACACAAACACAAACACUAAUCACCCAGUUUACAGAGGAGUUAGAAUGCGGACGUGGGGAAAAUGGGUUUCCGAAAUAAGAGAGCCAAAGAAGAAAAACCGAAUCUGGCUUGGAACUUUCGAAACAGCCGAAAUGGCGGCGCGUGCACACGACGCAGCAGCACUUACCUUAAAAGGCUCAUCCGCAUUCCUUAACUUCCCCGAACUCUCAACUUCACUUCCUAAACCAGCUUCCAACUCACCAAAAGAUGUUCAAGCCGCCGCCGCCAAAGCCGCUCUUAUGGUCCCUCCGCCUCUCUCACCGGAACCUUCUUCUUCCUCCUCUUCCUCCUCCACAUCCUCCACCUCCACCUCCUCCUCGACAAUAGAAGAUCUGGUAGAGAUUGUUGAACUACCGCGACUCGGAACAUGUUUUGAGUCACUCGACCCGAGUAACGAGUUAGUGUUUUUUGACUCAGUUGAUUAUUCAGAAUCAUGGUAUCAUGGCAUUUAUGAUCAUGAAGAAGAGAAUGGUUAUGGUAGUGGAUGCAACUUCAACAUGAUAUCAAUGCAUGACCCAGAAAACACGGUUCUUUCAUUGUGGUCUUGAACAACUGUUCUUAAUGUCACAUACCCUUUUUUGAUGUGUCUGUUUUUUUUUUUUUUUUUUUUAUUUGAAUUAUUGCAUAUAGUAAUACUUUUAUUACUUUAGUAGGGGUCCUUUGGCAAUUUUUAUUUCAAGGGGGCUAAUAUAUAUGAAUAUGAAUGUAAUUUUUUUGUUAUUUUUAUGUGGUUAACAUAUUCUCAAUUUUGAUCAAAAUUUUUUAUAUAAUGAGAUGUAUAUUUAUGGAAUUUAUAAUACAAAUUGUUAUUUUACUUUUU